Chlamydomonas reinhardtii is the source of this 7236-nucleotide messenger RNA. RefSeq lists its product as uncharacterized. The transcript is spliced from 17 exons. The record is from RefSeq and is a predicted model, not a curated record. NCBI's taxonomy places the organism in Eukaryota, Viridiplantae, Chlorophyta, Chlorophyceae, Chlamydomonadales, Chlamydomonadaceae. Gene Ontology annotation, biological process: cortical microtubule organization; response to abscisic acid; protein dephosphorylation. Bases 229 to 5946 code for a protein of 1905 amino acids. Gene Ontology annotation, molecular function: protein tyrosine/serine/threonine phosphatase activity.
UCGCAAGGGCGCAAGCUGCAUUGCAUGACGCUACAGCGUAUUUACGUAGGCAAAUAAAUUCGUGUCCUUGCACUCCGCAACGCUAGUCGCUAUUGACCGUACCAGCGCGCUUCCGAGCGCAGCUCGGUGCCGGAUUCCAGUUGAUUCAGAAUGACAAGCGAAACAAACUGAACCGGAGCAUUCGAGGGCAACUAUCCAAGCUAUUCCUGUUGAAUUGAAAACCCGAGAAUGAGCAGCGAGGCGCUGGGAAAGCUAUGGCGCCUGCCGCUCAAGGCCCUGGGCAUCAACCUCAGCGAGGCGCGCGAGCUUGCAGCGCUGCUGGAGGAGACGCUGCCGGACCUGCGUGUUGACUUCCACUUGGACGGCCCCAUCCAGCGCAGCUCCACCCCCUCCCAGCUCCGCGGCCCCUCCUUCAAGGACCGCCUCACCUCGGGCGCGCCCAUCCCCAUCGACGAGCGGCGCAUCAACUGGUCUCUGCUGCGCAGUGUGGUGUCCACGGAGGCGCUCAAGGGGGACAUGGAGGCGGCGGCGGCGGCGGCGGCGGCGGGAGGGCACGGAGCCUACUCGCAGGUUGAGGUGAACAGCGGCGGGCGCGUGUUCUUCUGCUUCUUCUCGCCCGCCGCCGCCGGCCAGCACGAGGGCCUGGCGGUGCUCAAGUUCGGACCCAGCCGGCUGCUGAUGCAGGCGGAGCAGUUUGCCAACGAGCUGACUCGGCACCUGGACAUCUGUGCGCCCGACUGCCGCAUCGUGCGACAGGCCGGCGCCAGCAGUGAGGAGUGGCGCGCCAUCACUGAGGCCUGUGCGCGCCUGGCGGCCGGCGGCGGCGCGGGCGGCAGCGGCGGCGGCGGGGGCGCAGAGGAGCUGGCGGCGGAGCUGUCGUCUCUGCCCGUGGUGCUCCUGAUGGAGUACUGCCCCGGGCACCCGCUUCUCGAGUGCGAGGACGCCUUCAAAUCCCCCGGCCCGCUGCUGUCCACCGCCGAGGGCCUAGGCCGCCUGUUCCUGCUUGACGCCGUGCUGGGCAACGCCGACCGCCUGCCCUGUGCCGACCUGGCCUGGCGUGGCAACCCCAACAACAUCCUGUUCGGCAGGAGGGGCUCGCGCUACUGCUCCCAGAUCGUGGCCAUUGACUCGUGUGUGCAGCGCCGGCCGCCCGCCGCCCGACUGGGCGCCGAGGACGCCGCAGUGGACCGACUGGCGCAGCUGCUGCUCACAGACCAGGAUGUGGUGCUGGAGCUGCUGCGCGGCAGUGUGUUGGCUCGCUCGCCGCCCGGGCUAGCAGCACUGGCGGCGGCGCCGGCGGAGGCGGCGGAGGCCUUCCAGCGCGGCUUCAGGGAGUGCCUGGGGCGGGUGGAGAGGAUCAAGGGCUUGUUGGAGAUGAUGCACAGCAAGAUGAACGACUGGUCCAUGGAGUUCAUAUCCGACAUCAAGGCCCUCAGACCCGAGCUGCCCAUCCCCACGCCCACGCCAGCCGCCGGCCUGGCCGCGGCGAUGGCAGCCGCCGGCGGCGCGCCGGGCAGUGGCGGCAGCGGCGGCGGCGCCAAUCGCCGCGUGGCACGUUACACCGGCCUCAACAUCCGGGUCAGCCCCGGCAGCGGCGCGGGCGGCGGCGGCAGCGGCGGGCUGGGCGGCGGCGGCGGCGGUGGCGGCGGGCUGGGGGGGCGGAACCGCACUCCCGUGGCGCUGCGAGCGGGUGCGGGAGCUGGGGGCGGCGGCGCGAGCAGCGGCAGCGUAACUGGCAGCCCGGCACGCCCCAUGCGUACCUCGCCCUACCUCACCCCACCCUCCGGCGCCAACAACAGCGGCCACGCCGCCAGCCCCGGCACUGCCGGCUCCGCCCACGGCCCCGGCAGCAGCUUCACCGGCGGCGGCCCGCCCUCCCGCGGCCCGCCCUCUCGCACCCGCGGCGCCGCCACCGCCGCCGCCGCGCCCGCCGCCGGCAGCAUCCUCAACACGCCCUCCUCCGUCGCGCGUCGCCGCAGCAGCCUAACCGCCACGCCAGCGGUCAUCGCCGCCGCCGCCGCCGCCACCGCCGCGGCGGCUGCCGCCGGCGGCUGCUACGACGCACCCGCGGGCGCCCGCAGCCCGCCUAGCGCCGCCUCUUCCCCGUUUGCGCCUGCGGCCGGCUCGCCACAGCCGCUCUCACCGCCCUCGCCGCCGCCGCACCACCCGCUACGUCACCAACCGCAGCAACACCCCGUGCAACAGCACCUGCAGCAACAGCGGAACCUGGAGCGGCGCGACUCCGGCUCCAGCGCCGCCUCCCACUCCCACUCACACUCACACUCACACUCCCAGCCCGUGCCCGACUGGCUGGCGAGGAGCCCCUACCUCACAGGCGGCCCCGGCGGCGGCGGCGGCGGCGCCGUGGCGGCGGCAGCGGCAGCCAACGGUCUCAGCGUGAUGGCCGGCCGCCGGCGGCAGUCGUCUGGCGGCAGCACAAACGGCAGCGGCGGCGCCGGCGGCGCCGGUGCCGACGGCGGGCGGCGGUUGUCGGGCCCGGGCCACGUCAGCGGCUCCUCCGCGGCAUCCAGCAGCAGCAUCUCGCAGAUCAGCAGCAGCGGCGGCAGCAACGGCAGCCUAGUCGCCGGCGCGCCGCCGCCGGCCCUCGCCGCGGCCUCCGGCCGGGCCUCUUCAUCGGGGGUGACGAGGCUUGCGCAGGCGGCGGCGGCGGCGGCGGCGGCUGGCGCCGGCGGCACGCCCGAGUCGCGGCGGCUGAGUGGCGGCGGCGGUGGCGGCGGCGGCGGCGGCGGCAGCCCCAACGGCAGCGCCAGCACCGGCACCAGCCCGCGCCUGCCGCCGGUGGCUGCCUCGUCGCCGCCGUCGCAGUGCGCGCUGCUGUCCUCGCCGCCGGGCGCCGGAGCCAAGGCCCUCCUGGCGCGCAGGCUGGCCGACCUGUCCGAACUGGGUGGCGGCGGCGGCGGCGGCGGCAGCGGUAGUGGGGGCCCGGGCCGGUCGCCGACCAAGUCAAGCGCAGGCGGCGGCGGCGCCGGUGCGGUUGUGACGACACCGCUGGGCACGCGCGGGCGUGCUGGUGGCGUUGCCGCUGCUGCCGCGGGCCGCUCCGCGAGCAACUCGCCCUACCGGCUGUUCCGGGCCCGCAGCAUCGCCGUCGCCAGCGCCGCCGCCGCCGGCACGCCGCCGACACCGUCGGCGGCGGCCCCCCAGUCCCCGGCGGCUGGCGCGGUGGCGCCGCCGCCGCCGCCGCAGCUGCGCCACAGCCGCAGCUUCGGCGUGCUGCGCUCCGGCGGCGGCAGCGGCGGCGCGUACGGCGGGUACGGGCCGCGGUACGGCAGCGCGUCGCGUGGCGGCGGCGGCGGCGGCGGCGGAAGCACGGGCAGUCCGCGGAAGGCCGCGCACGUGAGCCCCGCCUCGCCCAAGUUCCGGUCGCCGCUGGAUCUGGACCCGCUGAUGCUACAGCCGCACGGGCCGCUGCUCCAGGGCGUCGCCAGCGACCCGACGGCGAUGACCUCAGCGGCGGCGCAUGACCCGGCAGCGCUGCUGCGGCGGCAGGGCUCCCUCGACGGCGCCGCUGCCGCCGCCGCCGAUGCCGCCACCGGGGCCCAGGCUGCCGCCGCCUCGACGCGCAAGUGGUCGCACCUACACCCCGUGGACGCGCCCCAGCAGCCCCACCCGCACGACCUGCUACAGCCGCACCCUCCGGCCGGCAGCAGCAGCAGCAGCAGCAGCAGCUACAGCCAUCUGCCCAGCGGGCUACAGCCCAAGCCGCACGGCCUGCAGAUGCUGGGCAGCCCCGCUGCCGCUGCCGCUGCCGCAGGUAGCACUGCAACCGGCGGCGCAGCCGGCAGCGCAGCUGGCGGCAACUCCACCAGCGCCGGUGCCAAGCCGCCGCUGCCCCGCACCGGCUCCGGACUGCGUGGCGGCCCCAGCCUAACGCUGCCGCUGUCGCUGCCCGCCACACCGCCGCACCACGCCUCCGCCUCCGCCGCCUCCUCCGUCGGCCUCACGCCGCCCCGCCAGCACCCACACAGCCAGCAGCAGCCCUCUCCAGACCCUGCCGACGGCUGUAGCACGCCCGCCGGCGCCUCCCCCCACACCUCCGGCAUCACCAGCGGCGCACUCGGCAGCCCCCUGCCGCUCCCAGCCACCGGCUCCGGCUCCGGCUCCGGCUCCGGCUCCGGCUCCGGCUCCGGCUGCGGCUCCCCGCCCUCCCUGGCGCCCUCGCCCUCCGCCAGCGCCGGCCGCGGCCGCGCCGCCGCCGGCGGCCGCACCGACGGCGACGGCACGCCGACUGCCGCCGCGGCGGCGGCGGCGGCGCCGUCGCUCUUCUGCUUCCACCCGCCGUCGGCUGCCCACGCCGCGGCCGCAGGCAGCCCCAAGGCCGUGUCACUGCCCGGCGCACCCUCGCCCUACUCCGUGUCCCCAGCUGUGCACGCCCACGCCCUCGGCUCCGCCGCCGCCGCCGGCGGCGCCGCCGCCGCCGCCGCCUCGCCGCACACGCCGAGCAACCCGCCGGGUGCCUCCGGCUGUGGCGGCGCCUCCGCCUCCACGACCACGGCCACGCCCUCGCCUGCGUCGGUCAAUAGCCGCGCCGCCGCCGCCGCCUCUGCUACUCACAGCUCCGGUGGCCGCGGCGGCGGCGGCGGCGGUUCGUCGGUGCGGCGGGGUGGCAGCCGUGUGGGCGUGUCGGGCCGCGCCGCCGGCGCCGCCGCUCGCGGCACGCCGGGCAGCGGCGGCGGCGGCGCCAUCAUUGUGCGGGCCAGUCCCAACCACACCAGCCCCUAUGAGCAGCUCAAGUCGGACCUGUCUCUGACUCUGGCGCUCAAGUCCAUCAGCAAUGAGGCACGCAAGGACGACCUGCUCAGCAGUCGAGUGGCGCACUGGAAGGAGGAGAUCCGCUCCCGCGGCGAGGAGCUCAAGGCGGCUGUGGGCGAGUGGCAGUCGCGGCACCAGCUUGAGCGCGUGCUCACCACCGGCUUCCUGGACGGCACACACCCCAUUGUGGACACCUACGAGCUCAAGGUGCGCCUCGAGCACAUGCUGCGGCGGCUGCAGGUGCUUCAGGAGGCGGCGGCGGCGCAGAAGCCCAACGCGGUGCUGGACCCGCAGCCUGCAGCCGCCGCCGCCGCCGCCCCGGCUGUAGCAGCAGCAGCGGCUGUAGCAGCAGCAGCCGGCGGCCACGGCCACGGUGGCAGUAGCACUGGAGGGGGUGGCCAUGCGGGGCACGACGGCAGUAGCAGUGGCAGUGCCGGCAGUAGCAGCGGCAGUGGCAGUAGCAGCAGCAGGCCGGGUGGCGGGGGUCUGUAUGUGGGCGGGGCGGUGUGUGCCGACUCGCACCACAUCCUGCGCCACCUGGGCAUCACACACAUCGUCAACGCCACAGAGGAGCUGCUGCUGCCGCCCGCCUCCACCGGCUUCACGGUGCUGCGUGUGCCGCUUCGGGACGUGGACGAGGAGGACAUCGCCGCGCACUUCGACAGCGUCACAGCCUUCAUACAGUCCUGCCACUCGGCCGGCGGCAGUGUGUUGGUGCACUGCAGCGAGGGCAAGAGCCGCAGCGUGACGCUCGUGCUGGCCUACCUCAUGCGCGCCCGGGGCUGGAGGCUGAGGGAGGCAGUGGAGCACGUCAAGUCCCGCCGCCCGGUGGCCAACCCCAACGCCGGCUUCAUGUCGCGCCUGCUGGCCUACGAGCGGCAGCUGCACGGCGCCAACAGCUACGUACCGCACACCAAGAAGACCAAACCCGAGCCCGUCACCUGCCCCGUGUGCGGCGCCGCGGUGGGCGUCAGCAGCGCCUCGCUGGCGGUGCACAUGAAGAGGGCGCACCCGCCCGAGGCCAAGGCGGCGGCGGCGGGCGAGGGCAAGGCGGCAGAUGGCAAGGCGGCAGAUGGCAAGGCGGCGGGCGACGGCAAGGCGGCAGGUGGCAAGGCGGCGGGCGACGGCAAGGCGGCAGAUGGCAAGGCGGCGGUGAGGGACGCCAAGGCUUGAAGGGCGCGCCACGUGCCCAUUCAUUCAUCCCGGCAAGAAGCGCUGCCAGGGCGCCCGAGCAGGCGCCGGGGUGGCGCGGGCUUGAAGGGCGCAGGCUCCGAAGGCGCCGCCCCGGCUGAGGCGCUGCGCCCAAGGCAGGGCGCGAUGCGGCACAAGGGUGUGAGCGGUACGGCGCAGGGACGGUGCGGUACGGCACAGGGGCGGUGCGGGCGCGGGCCGGCGUUGGGCAGCGGGCAGGGGGCGGCUGUGGCGCUCACCACAGGAUGUGUAUUACAGCUUGGGCGGCAGGUGUGGCGCCGGCUGUCGGGCAACCUGGGCCAUGUUAACGAAGAUGAAUUCAAAUUGCGUAUUGGGCCAUGUGACAUAGCAUAUGUACAGCGCGCCACGUAUGCAUUCAUCUAGGAAGGGCCAUUGAUGUACUUGGGAACUCAGACAGGCUCUAGGCUUUGUGAACUGGAAGGGCAAGGGAAGAUACACACGUGCGUGUGUUUUUGGGCUGAGCCCCCUGAGCGAAGCGAUCCAGGGGGGGCGAAGCCCCCCAGGAUUGCCCCUGUCCGUGCCUGCCUGCCUGGGUGCCUGCCUGCGUCGACAAAAAGUACCAAACUGGCGCAAACCGCGAGCGCCACGUAUUAUAAAUUGCUAUUCUCUAUUGUAGAAAAAUAGGCGGCAGGGAAAACUCGGCCGGAGCGAGAAGCGACCUCGCGAGUCCAUGGACAUCUUGACUUUCUUCAGUCCGCGAGUAUAGCUCUCGGGCCUUGAAUAUCUUACAUCCAUGUGUCGAAACAUGUCGACGACAAGCGUCUUGGGGCAAGAGUGUUGAAAGUUUGUGCAACAGCCGAACCAUGCGUGCAGAUCCCACCUUAAAUGCGUCGCGGCCCCGGUCGCGCCCGAGCCCGGCUAGCCGUUUGUGGUGCUUGUGAGGGAUUUGGAAUGAGGUACCACGGGCUCAUGUGUGGAGUGGCGUGGACAGGGCGUGGCGGUGCCUUGGCACGGCGUUGGCAUACCCCUUUGCCAGUCCCGCUGGGCUUGCAAGGGUGCUGUUCAUGUCGCCGGUGCCCAUCAUGACAUCCCUUGCUCUAUCAGGGGCUCAGCCCAUUUUCCAGCUGUACAAAGCUGACACCCCUUGUUGGGUGGGGGCCUUGCACCCGGGUGCGUGAAGGUGGCACGUGGUGUUGUGCGAAUGAGGCGCCGGAGUAACGCCCGAGCUCGCGGUCGGAAUGCUUGUGGAAGGAAGUUGGAGGGAUUGUAGUUACCCGUCCCAGCAACUAAACCGAACCCAAUGCAAAAGAG